Ixodes scapularis (black-legged tick) is the source of this 3527-nucleotide messenger RNA. Its product is annotated as protein toll. The transcript has 6 exons. Gene Ontology annotation, biological process: signal transduction. NCBI's taxonomy places the organism in Eukaryota, Metazoa, Arthropoda, Arachnida, Ixodida, Ixodidae. The coding region runs from base 312 to 3227 and encodes 971 amino acids. The record is from RefSeq and is a predicted model, not a curated record. Gene Ontology annotation, molecular function: protein binding.
CCUGCUUCGGUAACUUGCUUCGAUAACAAACCGAGUCACAUAUCAAAUGGACGGAGGGCGCCCUUUGCGCGUAUAGCGGAUAGCGACACCGACAACGUAUGCUGCGGCCUUUCCCUCCUGAGCUCUUUUUAUCAGCGACAGAAUCCGCCUCCCUGCCUGUGGACAGAGUUUUUAUCUCACACGUGCUGGGACCGUCGCCGUGCGGUGUUUGUGCCUGCUAUCGGAGUUUUUAUCUCACAUGUGCUGGGACCGUCGCUGUGCGCUGUUUGUGCCUGCUGUCGGCGUAAGAUUUCCCUUUAAAUUGUCGCAAGAUGUGCUUCAGUGGCGUGAACAGCUUUUUUGUGGUUCUAAUUGUGGCGUCCGUGAGUGAACUGUGUGAAGCCAGAAACUGGCGACGCGUGAAUACCACCUGUCCUGCUCUCAAACAGUGCGAAUGCUCGCUUGUCGUGAGUGGUGCUAAUGUCAGAUGCUCGAACUUCGUCAAGAUGGUAGAGUGGGAGAACGGUACAGAUUUGAAGGAAGAUAUGGACAGGCUUCAAAAUACCUAUAUGCGAAAGCUCACGUUUAGUGGUGUCAAUGUAGAAAUCCUGCCAGCCUCGUGGUUUUCUAAUCUAAGCGUUGCUGUUCUCGUUAUACAGCACUCUUCAUUGAAAUAUAUUGAGGAUACCGCCUUCAAUGGGAUCAACAGAGUGUCGAAGGUGAUGUUAGAAAAUAAUAUGCUCACGACUAUACCGCGCGCUUUGAAAUCGUUCAAAGCGCUGAAGAGUCUUCACAUACCGAGAAAUUUAAUUAAGACUGUGAACGAUGAGUUGGAUUCAUUGGGCGAGCUUAAAGAACUUAACCUUCGUUCCAACUUCAUCGAGAAGAUUGAUGAAGAUGCCCUGAAGAACCAAGUGCACCUUAGCAAACUGUAUCUUCAAAAUAACAGACUCGAGGACAUUCCCCGUCUUCUAUUUAAGAAUACAAAACAUUUAGAACAUAUUGAUUUACACGGCAACCGUAUCAAAGCCAUCGGGGACUCCAUCCGUGAUAUGCCGUUUUUGAAGGUUGUUUACGUGUACAAUAAUGACAUCACAGAACUCAACGAAUUCACAAAAGAAAACCACGACAACCUCAAGAGCCUUCGGGCUGAAAAUAACCUGAUCACUUCGAUAGCUGAAUUCGGUUCUGGCAACACUAAAAUCGAGACUAUCUUUUUACGAAACUGUAGCAUAUCUGAUAUUCACUCUUUAGCAUUCUCAGCCCUCGAAAGAUUGUCUCAACUGGAUCUGUCGUCCAAUAGGAUCUCUUACAUCAACGAAUCCGCUUUUCAUAAGAGACUGGAAAUUUGUAACCUUGCAGAAAAUCAGAUUACGUCCUUGUCAGGUACAUUUAAUAGAACGCGGAGGAUGGUAAGCCUUAAUCUAUCUUACAACAGCAUCGAAGAUAUCACGGAAGCCUUCACGCAACUUGUUGACUUGAAGAAACUUUCGCUGAACAAUAAUCGUGUUCAAUAUAUUCGGGACAGGACCUUCCAUGCUAACGGUAAUCUAAAUCAUUUGAAUCUCGGCGAGAACAUGAUAGAAUGGCUCGGGCAGAGGGCUUUCGAGGGACUCGUUAGUUUGCGGUACUUGCUUAUUGAUCAUAACAUGUUGCUUCAUUUGAAUGGGUCGGUGAGGCACAUGCCACAGCUUCGGACGCUGCAUAUGAACAACAACAGUCUCCUGUCCCUGAAUAGGAAUGAUUUCGUUGAUGUUCAGAGACUGGCUUACAUUUACGCGUUUCGGAACAAUAUAAGUCGUGUCGAUGGAGCGUUUACGCAACUUGUGAAUCUCCAAGCUGUUGGUCUUCACAGCAAUCAACUGAGAACGAUGCACCGGAAGAGCUUCCCAAACUCACUGAAGAUUCUGGAAAAACUCGUUGUGGAGGGUAACCCACUGUUAUGUGACUGUCAAAUCACGUGGCUCUUGGAUAGUCUCCCCCCGGGUACGAAACGAGGCGUUCCGGUGUGUGCAAGCCCCCCUCGGCUGGCAGGACGCAUGCUCUAUAACCUCACAGUGAAUGAUCUUGUCGCGUGGCCGGAGGACUGUGACAAUGGAUGCACUUGCCAGUGCCACGAGGACAGCAUGACUGGUUGGGCGGUAUACGUUAAUUGUUCUGGUGGGAACCUGAAGCAGUUACCGAGAACGUUUCCAGAAAACGCAUGGAAGUUGGACUUGAGCGGAAACAGUGUGGAACAUCUAGACGAGCGUCUCGUGGCCAAAGCGCCGGGUCUCCGCUCUCUAAGCUUGAGGCGAAAUCUGCUAUCGAGUGUUGACAGAUCUACAAUUCCAGAAAACGUUACUGUUCUGGAUUUGAGAGAUAACAGAUUGAAGCGGUUCCCCUUGGACCUCGUGUCGACGCUCAACUUGACAAGUAUAUGGCUGGCUGGCAACCCUUGGAGCUGUGACUGCGAAGAUUAUGCAUUCAGGCAGUGGGCAGAGGGCCACAGCGACAUGAUUCAAGAUGCUGACGAGAUUUUCUGCGCCGAAGGAUUCAACGUUUUAGUCUCCCUGAAGUCUUUCAUGGAGGUGGGACAGAAAGAACUUUGCCCUUCAGUUGUCUCGAAAGCAGUAUCGUACGGAAUAUUUAUGCUCGUUCUUGCAGCCGCUGCCCUGACUGUAUCCACAGUCUACCUCAAGUACAAGCGGGAAAUUAAAGUGUGGCUGUACGCGCGGGGCCUCUGCAGAUCGCUUCAAUGUAUCAAGGAAGACGACCUUGACGAGGAGAAGAGCUUUGACAUCUUCCUCUCGUUCAGCAGCAAAGACUCCAGUUGGGCCUAUGAACAUCUCAUUCCAAGGAUGGAGGCCCACGGCUUCACAGUUUGUACUUAUGACCGAAACUUCAAGGGAGGCUUCCUGAUUCAAGACAUCAUCCACGAGGCCGUGGCCUGCUCCCGACGCACCCUCCUUCUGCUAUCCGAGAAUUUUGUGCAGAGCGAGUGGUGCCGCUGGGAGUUCAGGGUGGCGCACCACCAGGCUCUCGAGGAUAACAUCAACCGCCUAAUCUUAAUUGUCGUGGACGAAGCUGCCUCCAACGCUGUGGACGACGAGUUGAGGAUCUACAUGCAGGCUACCAACUACCUUCGCUGGGGGGAAGCACACUUCUGGGACAAGCUGCUCUACUCGCUGCCCAAGAAAGAUUCUCAACGUAAAGUGAUUCCCAACUCCCAAGAGUACCCGAUGGCCGUCAUUACGAGGCAUAUCUGAAGACCACUGAUGACUAUCACCAACUCGUUAACGUUGUUUUACUUUUGGCACCUCGCUUCAUAUCAAGAGCAGUCUUGCGCGCUUGCACGCCGGACAAGCGUAAUAGCUACAGCGCCGGGCAAGUAAAGGGACCACCCUGUUUACCCGAUUCGAAGGUGACCCCCAUUCUAACGCGUACUCAGUAUUUAUACUCAAGAAUAAUGAUUUCGGCUCCGAUUUUAACGCGCAAGUUUUUAUGUCAAAUUUUUUUUUCUAAGAAAAAUGUUUGCGAUAGAAUUGAGUAAAAACAGUAUUUGGGAA